AUGGGGACAGCCUUGCUCCCACUGAUCCUGCUGCUACUCAACCAGAUGCUCUUCAGCACGAAGACCUGGGCUGGGGCCAGCAAUGAGGAGGAGGAGGAGGCAGCUGCUGUGUGUGCUGGGACUGCCUGCUACACGGCCCACUGGGACAAACUCAGUGCCGCUGAGGCCCAGCUCAGCUGCAGUACCAAUGGGGGGAACCUGGCCACAGUAAAGAAUGAAGAAGAGGCCCAGCAUAUCCAAGAAGCCCUGGCCCAGCUGCCUGACAGGGAGGCCCCAGGCCGGAUGGUCAAAUUCUGGAUUGGGCUUCAGAGGGAAAAGGGCAAGUGUAUGAACCCGGAUGAACCACUGAAGGGCUUCAGCUGGGUGGGAGGUGGUGAGAAUACUUCUUACUCCAAUUGGCAGAAGGAGCCCAUGGGCACAUGCAUCUCCAAGCGCUGCGCUUCCCUCUCCGUGGAUCUUUCUGCAUCCUCUCUUGCUGCUGCCCACUCGGUCCCCAAGUGGACAGAAAGCCCAUGUGGCACAACAGAUUCACCAGGCAGGAACAUUGAGGGCUACGUGUGCAAGUUCAGUUUCAAAGGUAUGUGCCACCCUGUGGCUCUUGGGGGGCCAGGCGAGGUGACCUACACAACACCCUUUGGGGCUACUAGCACCUCCCUGGCUGCUGUGCCUUUUGCCUCGGCAGCCAAUGUGAACUGUGGGUAUGGAGAUGAAAAAAGAAGUCACUACCUUGUGUGUAAGGAACGAAACCCCAACCAAUUUGACUGGGGCACCCCUGGCCCUUUUUGUGCAUCCUCAAAUCAUGGCUGUGCCUUCAAUAAUGGUGGCUGCCAGCAGGAGUGCUUAGAGGGAGGGGAUGGUUCCUUCCUCUGUGGCUGCCGUCCUGGAUACCGUCUCCUUGAUGACUUGGUGUCCUGCGUCCCCCGAGACCCUUGCCAUCCUAACCCAUGCAGGGGAAAGGCAAAGUGCAGCCCUGGGGGUCACGGAAAACACUACGAGUGCCUGUGUCCUGCAGGCUUCAAGCCCACUCCAAAUCGACUGGAUUGCGACGAUGUGGAUGAGUGUGAUAGGUUACCGUGUGCCCAGGACUGUGUCAACACUCCUGGGAGCUUCCACUGCACCUGCCGCCCAGGUUAUGAGCCCCAAGGCCAUAAUGGAAUGGAAUGCUGGGACGUGGAUGAAUGCGCGGAGGGCCACUCACCCUGUGCACAGCUUUGUACCAACACCGAAGGCUCUUUUCAGUGUACCUGCCUCAAGGGCUACGUGAUUACUGGGGAGGACGGGACCCAGUGCCAGGACGUGAAUGAAUGUGAUGAGGAGGGCAACCCUUGUGAAAGCCUCUGCUUCAAUAUCCCAGGUUCCUUCCGCUGUGGCUGCCUGUCAGGAUGGAACUUAGCACCAAAUGGCGUCUCCUGCAUUGCCAACCAUACCACGUCAGUUCUUCCCGGUGACAGUCAUCAGGAGAAGGAUGAGAAGGAAAGAAAGGAACUAGUAGAGGAUAAGAAAGAGGAAAAGGAGAAAGAAAAAGAGAACAGUGAUUCUUCUCCCUCAGUUUUGGAUGCAACCAAGAGACCCGAGGUGGCCCGAGGAGCUAGCAUUCCCUACAAUGUGGCCCCUACGGUGGGGGGACUUUCCCAACAGAGUAAUCCUGCUAUCACUCAAAGCCCUCCCAGGCCUCCUACAUUCAGCAGGAAACCAAAAAUCCAGGUGAUCUCCAGCACUGUCUACCCCACAGAGAUCACCACUGCUGGAGGAUCGCACAAAGGGGAAUCCUUGGCAAAUGGGAGUGAUGGUGACACUGAUGGCCAGAAAUUCCUCCUAUUUUAUAUCUUGGGAGCAGUAGCAGCCAUCUUGCUUCUUCUGGCUAUAGCCCUGGGAUUAGUGUUCUAUCGCAAGAAGAAAGCAAAAAAGGCAAUAAAGAAGAAGUCCCCUAAGAAUGCAGCUGACAGCUAUUCCUGGGUCCCUGAGCAGGUUGAGACCAGGGCAAUAGAAAAUGAGUACAGGUAAAGCCUGGCAACUUAUAGGGAGAAGGAGAAAGCAAGGGGUUUCAGCAAGGGGGAGGUGGGAGGGAAAUGUUCUUGUUAGGAAGCUGUGAACCCCAACAGAGAUCAAACUGAAGGCAGGAGACAAAGCCACCACCAUCAAUGAACAGACUGUCAGAACAGUAAAUUAAACUGCUACAGACACAUGGGCAUUAUGGGUAUUUUGAUAUGUGUGUAUACUUGUAAAGAAUAUAUGAAUGUACAUACAUAGCUCUUUGAAUAUGUUCACACACAUAAGA
Messenger RNA from Gracilinanus agilis (Agile Gracile Mouse Opossum), 2278 nucleotides. It is a transcript of the gene CD93, whose product is annotated as CD93 molecule. The transcript has a single exon. The coding region runs from base 1 to 2004 and encodes 667 amino acids. The record is from RefSeq and is a predicted model, not a curated record. Gene Ontology annotation, molecular function: calcium ion binding. Lineage: Eukaryota; Metazoa; Chordata; Mammalia; Didelphimorphia; Didelphidae.